Messenger RNA from Nipponia nippon (crested ibis), 724 nucleotides. It is a transcript of the gene CRYBB1, whose product is annotated as crystallin beta B1. NCBI's taxonomy places the organism in Eukaryota, Metazoa, Chordata, Aves, Pelecaniformes, Threskiornithidae. Gene Ontology annotation, biological process: visual perception; lens development in camera-type eye. Gene Ontology annotation, molecular function: structural constituent of eye lens. The record is from RefSeq and is a predicted model, not a curated record.
AUGUCCGAGACCACAAAACCCGCUGCUCCUGGUCAGGCUGCAGAGGAGAGGGAGAAGGCAGCUCCAGUGCCAACUCCAUCCCUCGACCCUGCUCCUGUCGCAAACAGCAAGGGCGAGGAGCCCUCCACAGAAGCCUUCAGGAUCAUCGUCUUUGAUCAGGAGAACUUCCAGGGCAGGCAGAUGGAGUUCACCACUGAGUGCCUGAACCUGGGGGACCGCGGCUUCGAUCGGGUGCGCAGCGUCAUCGUCACCUCUGGACCCUGGGUGGCCUACGAGCAGGCCAACAUGCGGGGUGAGAUGUUCAUCCUGGAGAAGGGCGAGUACCCUCGCUGGGACACCUGGUCUAGCAGCUACCGGAGCGACUGCUUCAUGUCCAUGCGUCCCAUCAAAAUGGAGGCUGAAGACCACAAAAUCUCCCUGUAUGAGUCUGCUGACUUCAAGGGCAACAAGAUGGAAAUCCAGGAGGAUGACGUGCCCAGCCUCUGGGCUUACGGCUUCUGCGACCGCGUGGGCAGCGUGCAGGUGCCCAGUGGAACCUGGGUCGGGUACCAGUACCCUGGUUACAGAGGCUACCAGUACCUCUUUGAGACCGGAGACUUCCGACACUGGAACGAGUGGUCUGCCUUCCAGCCCCAGAUCCAGUCCAUCCGCCGCAUCCGGGACAUGCAGUGGGACCAGAAGGGCACCUUCGUCACCCCCGACGUGCCCUCCGACUGAGCGUGCC